This is a messenger RNA of Sclerotinia sclerotiorum 1980 UF-70, 1359 nucleotides long. RefSeq lists its product as hypothetical. Gene Ontology annotation, molecular function: protein binding. The record is from RefSeq and is a predicted model, not a curated record. Bases 1 to 1359 code for a protein of 452 amino acids. The transcript has 7 exons. NCBI's taxonomy places the organism in Eukaryota, Fungi, Ascomycota, Leotiomycetes, Helotiales, Sclerotiniaceae.
AUGUUUCACACCGGUGAUCUCAAUAGCGGCAUCAACAAGGCUUUGGCUGAAUCUAAACUCGUUGCCUGUUUCGUAACAAAUGGCAAUGAGGAAAGUCGACUGUGGGAAGAUGAGUUCUUACAAGAUUCCGAGUUAAGCUCUCAGCUGCAAGAAAGAUCAGUCCUCUUGCGCCUGGACUUUGGUUCCGAAGAAGCCAACUAUCUUGCUGCAAUCUUUCCUAUUCCAAAAGCUCCAACUCUUGUCGCGAUAUGGAGUGGUGAACUCAAAGAGUAUUUAGCUGCAGGUACAACCAAACAAGAGUUUUUGGUGCGUCUUGGCAAGGCAUUGGAGUCUGCACACAGCCGGAGAAACGUAGAGAACGAUCGCCCAAGCUACUCGCAGACUUCAGAAUACCGUACGACGAACAUUCAAAAUCAACAAUCGUCAGAUCAUCCAUCCACUGGCGAUUUCGACGAUGGCUCUACAGUUCCUUUCCAAUCCACAAGCAAUAAUACAUCGAGCUCUAGCUCGCUUCCCAUAGAUCCUAGAGGUAAUCCACCUAAAGGUACGAAAAGCAAUGUGGAAGAUCAGCCUAAACAACCAUCUCAAGCUGAGGACACCGCAAAUUAUGCAGCUAUUCAAAGGAAGCGGCAUCAAGAGGCUAGAGAAGAGCGAGCGCGCAUCCUUGCACUCGUUGAGAGCGACAAAGUGAGAAGACGAAAGGAUGCAGAGCGCAAGGCUAACCGUAACAAUGAAUUGACCGCGAAAUCUGCGGCAUUCGGCGGCACGAGCUCGUCUGUUCCAGCUUCGGCACCAAAGGCACAGGACUGUGCCCUUCAGAUAAGACUUUUUGAUGGAUCCUCAAUUCGCUCCAAAUUUCCUAACACCAGUACUCUAAAUGGUGACGUCAGAAAGUGGAUCGAUGAUCACCAAAACGACGACGUGCCUUAUAUCUUCAAGCAUGUUUGCACCCCCUUACCAAACAAAACCCUUUCGAUGACGGAUGAAAGUCGAGACUUGGCGGCAUUAGGCCUUUCCCCGAGCGCUACUCUCAUUAUUGUUCCGGUUCAAGCGUACACUUCAGCCUAUGAGACAACAGAACCAAGGGGCAUCUUGUCUAGAGGAAUUGCUGCUGGAUACAGUUUGGGUACCUGGGGCAUUAAUAGGGUGCUGACCACUAUUGGUGGAAUCGUCGGGAGUCCGGCCGUCGCCCCAGGUAUAGAUGAGAGGAUCGAGGCCAGCGCGCCAGUAGGAGGUAGUCGUCCCUCGAACCUGAGAACUCUCAGAGACCAGAAUGAUAAUGACGCCCAUCAUGAGUUGUACAAUGGGAACACCCUGAAUUUCGAACCCCGGAAGGAUGAUCAUGAUGGAGAUGAUUGA